AUGGAAACUGAGCAAGCCAUCGUAGCUAAAACUUGUGAUAUGCAAAAGCAGCCAGUUCCUCCAUCGGUGAACGUCAACAAUAUUACCAAUGAAGGCAGUGACUCCACUAACGAACCAGGAAUUAUAAAACAAAUUGGUGGUAUUUGCCCACCAAGUCGUGUCGUUUAUCUCUCCUAUAGAGAGAGCUAUUCUUCAAAUAGCGGACAACAACAUAAUUCGCUUGGUCAUGCGGUCACUAAAACUGCUGCCCAGUGCACUGAUUCUUCUUACUUCUCGGAUGCAUCGUAUCAUGAGACCGAAUGCAGUGACAUUCCUUAUAAGUGUCAAUAUUAA
Molecule: messenger RNA, 333 nt
Organism: Protopolystoma xenopodis
Lineage: Eukaryota; Metazoa; Platyhelminthes; Monogenea; Polystomatidea; Polystomatidae
Source: the annotation of a GenBank genome assembly